This is a messenger RNA of Cryptotermes secundus, 3515 nucleotides long. RefSeq lists its product as uncharacterized. Bases 946 to 2415 code for a protein of 489 amino acids. Gene Ontology annotation, biological process: negative regulation of G2/M transition of mitotic cell cycle. Lineage: Eukaryota; Metazoa; Arthropoda; Insecta; Blattodea; Kalotermitidae. The record is from RefSeq and is a predicted model, not a curated record. The transcript has 6 exons.
UAGCCACGCGCUAUGCACUGGUAACAGAAUAGUAACUAUGUGGCUACAGACGAACACUCAAGAUUAUGGUCACUUGGGACCGCUCAAACUCCUUCCGGAAACGUCUCCCGAACCAAUCUCACUCCUUCUCAAACAGACAAUCUCACAAGUUAUGUACCAGUAAGAAAGUACACCUAAACAAACAGACAAUCUUUUCAAGUCCCAUCCGAAGAACUCCGACGCUCUCGCAGUAAAAUCAACAGACUAGCAAUCUCCUACACCAUAAAAUUUCCUAACCUCUGAUUAUCCGACACUGUACAGCGCUGUAUACUUUAAAUAAAUAGGUGGCAGCAUCGUAGAACGAUCGUAGAAUGAGUUCGUGCGUGCUACACAAGUGUAAUCUGAAACAAACGUUACUUUUUUGCCUGCAUGCUAUUAGUCGAAAUUAUACUUAGUGAUUCUUGUCAGGUAUGGAAGCUAUUUGAAGAUUUCUUUAUCCACUAAUUUAAUAAACUUGGUUUAAUCGACUUCAGUCAGGCAUACUUUUAAUUUAUUUACGGAGUUGGCUAUCGUGACCGUCUUGACCGUCGUGACGGUGCUAUAGCUUUUUUUUUAUUCCCUAUGGCAAUGUCUUGUAAAAGAUCAGUAACUUUGCCGUAUUUUAUGUUCAUCCACACGUAACUUCUGUAGAAGCUGGGCAGCCGAAAGACGCGUCGUGAUUUAUAAACCAAACAAGUUGAACACGUGAUGGAAGUGUACAUUUUGUGCUUGUCUGUGAUUUUGUCAAAGUAAUUUUACAGGGUGGAAUGACGUGCUGAGCAGAAUUUGUGCCUCAGUACCCACAGUACCUCAUACAGAAACCUACUUUCCGCUACUUGCUUCAGAAUGGCAGGGUGCCAUGUAAGGUUAUGAUACAGAGACAGUGUCAUGUGUUACAACAUCAGACGGAAUUUAUCAGUUUAAUAGAUGGGGAAGGAUAAGAGGAAGAAAGAUGGCAGUAGGAAACAAGCAGACCCCUCACUUCCCAUUGAUGUUGGUUCUGAACCAAAAGCUCAGCGAGGGCCAAGGAACAGGGCAUCUCAGGAGCAAAACCUGAAGGAUUGCAGCAAGAGUGCUGAUAGUUCAUUAAGAGAUAAAAUCUCAGAUCAUUCAACUUCACAGUCUGAUUCAAAGCCAGAUCCACGUAAUACAACAGAGUUGUUUGCCAAGCUGAAGAGAGAGACUGAUGAUAUUAAAGCUUUGAAACACCAGAAACCUCGUCGGAAGAUCUUCAGCAACUGGGCAAAAUAUGAAGAACCACUGCCAUAUCUGGAUCAUGAAGUAGAGUUACAGGGUGCUGAUUUUGAAGCCCUUGUGAAAGCUCCUCUCUCAGGACAUUUUCGGUUCAAGUCUGAAAGAACAUGGGAUGCUGAUGUUACAUCUCUGUCUGGAGAGCUGUUCUCAUUGGAUACUGAUUUGCUGGCAGAUGGUUUGGCAACCAUCCCACUCUGUCAGAAAUUAGAUCUUCCAGUUUCUUUAUUUUCCGAAGCUGAGUUGGAGGAUAUGGAUUACUGUGCAAAGCAGUGUGCAGUAAAGUAUGAAACUACAAAAAGAACUUCAUCAAGAAAUCAAGGCAGAAAAGAAGGUUUAGAUGCAACAGCUUGCAAUUUGUUAAGUGCCCUGCUUAUAAAGGAAGGAAAUCCUGUGCCACCAGAUGAGGAUACAGCUACUAAGAAAACUUCUUUAGCACUGAGCUUUGACGUUGCACAAGCACAAGUGCAGAGCGAUAUUUUAGUAACAGAAUCUGUAAAUACGGAUGAAAUUAUUAAUAAUAAUAAUAAUACUAAUACGGACCCUGAUGUCAAGAAGAUUUCAGAAACUGGUAGCAUACCUGACAUUAAUGAAGUGACCGCAGCUGAGAAAGCAGAUUUCCCUAAGACGUCAUUAUGCAAAGUUCCGCGAAAUGAAGGACAGCAUCAUAGCAUACCUGCAGAAGAAAUUAAUCAUGAACCUGAAUCAUGGAGUAGAAUUAUUGCAGCAGCUGUGACACCUGGAACUGAAGUUUUUCAUUCAUCUGGAGCAGUGACAGCAGAGGUUAGAAAACAAGCAAUACAGCAAUCUGAUUUUGAACAAACAGAACGUUUUCCACAAUCUGUAGUACCACUGGACCAGCGAUCUAGUAGACGCAAGUCCAGGGGUGAAGCACGGGCUGCGGAAGUCCAGAAAGUAGAGGGUCAGAAGUCGCAACGAACAGAUGAUUUGGAUUUCCUUUUGUCCUUGAAGGGGCCUGUAAAGGAAGCCCAGAUAUCGAGCCUGAGGCCUUCUCAAGUUACUAAACCAACUCUUGAAGAUGAUGAUGAAGCUGUUGGACCAGAUUCAUCCCAGUUUCCAUGGGUGAUACCACAGAAACAGACUGAAGACCUUGAGGACUGGCUGGAUUCAGUGCUAGAUGACUGACUGAAGUUUACUCACAUAAGAUAGCAGAACUGUUGCUUUUCUUCAUCUAUAUUCUAUACUCUUUAACUGUAAUUUCAAAAUUUACAUCUGAUGUCCACGACACAUUUCUGCAUUAAAUAUAAUCAUGUUCUGGAAUAUCAUUACCAACAACUUUCCAUAUUGAAGAAAGCAGUCUUCUGGGAUGUGGCACCAUGUAGAUAUUGUGUUAACCAAUGUUUCGGAGGAGCGUAUCGCCUCCAUCUUCACGGUAGAAUAAAAACCGCAAGUGAAGAACCAGUGAGAGCAGGUACUGUUAGUCUGUUAGUACCUGCUCUGGCUGGUACUUUGUGUGCGUAUUUUCUUCUUCUACCCUGAAGAUGGAAGCGAUACGUUCUUCCAAAAUGUUGGUUAACACAAUAUCUACACAGUGCCACUUCCCAGAAGACUGCUUUCUUCAUAGUCACCCCCGUGAAACCUUGCACCACAAGUGAUGGCAUGUGAUCUUCAAAGGAGGUGAAGGCGUAGAGGAAACAGUAGUGUCAUGGGUUUACCUCUCAUGUUUACAAGAUGUAUUCAUUCGCACAAAGUGAGAUAUUAGACUGACCUAUUUUAAAGGAUGCUAUUUUGUUCGAUGUAACCCCAUGCACUUCAGUAGAAGUUCAUUGAUGCAGUGCUAUGAGAACCUCAAAUCCAACAUGUUCUACUUUACAUCUCUGCAGACUUGUCCAUGUUUGUGAUUGUACCCAAAAGAAUAAAAUAUUAUUUCUGAGUGUAUGCCAGCACUCAAGGUGUGAGCUGUACCAUUCCUUCAAAUACACAGUAUAUGUGAGAUUGUAAUUUCUCACAGUAGUGAAUAUGAAGGUUCCUAUUUUCUAGGGUGUGAUAUGAGGUGAUUUGAUAAAAAGGUACAGAUGUUUCAGUGGAAACUGCUGUAUCUGUUUUCAGGAUAGAUGAAGCAGUGUCCUCUUCUACAUAAAGUUGGAGAUAGCAGUUUCCUUUGAAUUGUCAGACUGCUGAGCAAGAAAUGUUGAAUAACUUGGAGAAACUAUGUGCAUAUUUAAUUAUUGUAAAUACAUUGUUUACAUAAAUCUGUGAUAAAUAAAUUAAUACAGAGAUGUUUG